UGGAUGUGAUUCGACUGGACUCCCCUUCCAUUGAACACCUCACGUAAUUAAUGAAUGUCCCUUAUUGUUAUAGAUCAAGACUGAUUUCAGCUGGCUUCUCUUUUUUUUGUUAUAGAUCAUAGUGGGUGUAGUAUAUGUACUUGCGUACAUAUAUAAUAAUACAUCAACUUCAAUUGUUUAUAUGGCAUCCAUCCAAAUUAUUAUGCAUCUAUUUUCGGUAAACAAUAAUGAAUGUAGUUUGAAUACCAAUUAUCAGACGCCAAGGCUACAGCGAUGCGAGCUGAACGCUAAUCUUUUCGUAAACACUCGCGGAAAUACCGAGGAAAUCAAGUCAUUUAAGUGUCACCAAAUAAGUUUUGCUGUUCGAACAUCAUAGUUCUAUUUUCAAUGUUCACGUCUUUCUGUGAAUCCAUGACAAGCUCAUACCAACGUAGGUAUGUGAAUUAGGCGCCAGCGUUGCCACCUCCCUGACUGUUGUUGGAGGUUAUAGGAUUAUUUCUCCCUUUUUGAGAAACUCUGUGAUUACGAAAUCUCAGGAAUAAUAACGGAGGGUUUAGGGGUGAUAUUUCCUUGAAAGGAUGAUCUUGUAGUGUUCAAGAUUAGAGAGUUUUCUUUAAAAGGAAAAUACAGAUUAAUUAUAUUACUCUUAAAGGGAUUACAUACCUCGAUCUUGCUUGGUUAACACAGCAAUGAUGAUGGAAACUGUAUAUGCUUCUGGAUGGUUUUAAUUGUAAUUUGUUUAAAACCAAAAUAACAUUAAUGUUUCUAAGCAUUAAAAUUCAACUCUUCACCUGUUCAGAUAUAGAAAAUUAGAAAAUCGAUGAAAUGUAUUGCAAAACCGAAGACAACAUAAUCAAGACCGAGGACUUGAAAUUUGAUUGUUCCCAACUAGGAGGUGUAGGAAAGGUUGCAUUUCAGUUGAUGAAGAAACAUGGGAAGAAACCUGCGCAAAUUUUAGCAGAGACAGGAGAAGUAGAUUGUUUCGAAUCUCUUUUGGAGCGCAGUAUUCGUAUAGCUUUGGCAUUACGGAAAAAGGGCAUAAAAAAAGGAGAUAUCGUCACAGGAUGCUCUAGCAACCACCUCAAUGCUUGUGUUCACAUACUGGCCUCGUUUUUCAUUGGAGCAAUACCAUGUUCUUUAGAUCCUACCCUAUCAGCAUUUGAGUUUAAACAGCUAAUAGCCCAAGUGGAACCAAAGAUUAUCUUCACAGUACCUGAAUCGUUGAAGAUCAUCACAGAGAGUUUAAGAGAAGUUGAUUUACAAGCAGAAAUCGUAGUAUUUGGUGAAGUUAAGGGAUAUACUUCAUUUGAAGAAUUCAUUCAGCCACAGGAAGAUGAGUCAAGUUUUGAACCAAUCCACAUAGACAACCCUGAAGAGACAGCGAUAAUCUACUUUAGCAGCGGCACCUCGGGCUUUCCCAAAGGAGUGUGCCUGAACCACUACUAUUUCUUUAAUCACUCACCUUUAGUUCCCCCAUCGUAUCCCUCCAACUCAGACAUAGACGAAGAAAGAAGAGACUACGAGAUGACAAUUCGCAAAAUCGGAACCUGCUUCUUGAACUAUGGCUCCAUGUACUGGGGUUCCGCAGUACAGGGGCUGUUUCUUUCUAUUGUGAUAGGAAUGUGUCGACUGGUGUGCAGUAAUUUCGAUGCGUUGCAGUUUUGGGAGCUAGUUGAUAAGUACAAGGUAUCUGGUACUCUGCUGACACCUUUCCAAAUUACCCAACUAGUGAAAACUGGAAAACCUGAACAUGCUCACCCUCAAUGCCUUUUGAGAAUAAUAACUGGAGGUUCAUCUUUGGCAAAUACGUACUUUUUCGCUCUUCAAGAUAUGCUGCCAAAUACCGAUAUCCUACAGUCAUACGGACAGACAGAAAUUGGUAUAUUGGCUGCUUUCCAAAUUCACAAUAAAUCACAAAGGGAGUUUUACAAGUUGCACCCGGAUACUGUUGGGCUACCGAUCAAAGGGGUUACGUAUAAGGUGGUAGAUCCUAACACAGACGAAAUCCUUGGACCAAACCGAGAAGGUGAACUUAGGGUGAAGAGCAAGACAGUAAUGAAUGGGUACUACAACAGAAGCUGUGCUAACCGAUAUGACAAAGAUGGGUGGUUUCGAACGGGAGAUGUUGUUAAAUACGACGAUAACUUUUACUUCUAUGUCGUUGACAGACUUAAAGAAAUGCUGAAAUACAGAGGCUGGCAUAUUGCUCCAGCCAUCUUGGAAUUAGAACUUUCUCACCAUCCUGCAGUCAAGCAAUCUGCUGUGAUAGGAAAACCACAUGACGAAGAUGGCGACCAUCCCUUAGCUAUUAUCGUCUUGGAGGAAGGCCACGAAGGAACCACUGCUAAGGAAAUUGAGGAAUAUAUUGCAGGAAGAGUAGCGGAAUAUCAGAAACUCCGAGGAGGUGUUAAGUUCGUGAAAGAUAUUCCGCUGACGCCAUCAGGGAAGAUAAAACGGCGAGAGUUGAGAAGAAUGGUACUCGAUGAGUUGAGAUGAUAACACCUUCAAUUGAGGCUAAUUUCGUAUGUACUAGUGCUAUUGUUGAGUUAAAAUUGUAAAUAUAUAUUUUAUACUGAUCUCC
Molecule: messenger RNA, 2581 nt
Organism: Acanthoscelides obtectus
Lineage: Eukaryota; Metazoa; Arthropoda; Insecta; Coleoptera; Chrysomelidae
Source: the annotation of a GenBank genome assembly